CUCAACGCUCGGGAAUAUUCGGAACUAUUCGGUUAGAGGGCCGAGAGCGUAUUCCGAGGACCGUUCGGAAGUUUUCGGAACUCUACCGCUGGAUUUCCGAGUGGCUCCAAUUCGAGAGGUCCUGGGACCGAUACCUCAGCCUUGUCUCUCCGGUAUUGCUCACCCAGCGCUUGUCACUGUGAUUGGCAUAUGAUGGGCGCUCAACAAACAUUUGUUUUAUGAAUGAACUGUUGAAUGCGUGAACUAUUUAAGCCUAGCCCCGGCACCUUUGGAUAUUUCCGGUCUUCGUAAGCCCUCGCGAUGAUGGCCAAUGAGGGCGCCGAGGCCCGUUCGGGUAUUUUCGGAACCCUCCGGAAACGCUCUUGGGAGAGGCUUCGGGAGGCGGACACUGAGCAGAAACAACGCCACGCCCGGCUCCGAGUGUCCCACGCUGCCACCACUAAAAUGCCCUGAUUUUUGGCCAUGGGUGACCUCCCUGGGUGGCACGGGCCCUAGGCACCCUUGGCUGUGCGCCUGGCUACCACCAGCUCAGGACUCUGAGCAAUAGCCCCUGCACGGAAACCACGGCCAGGGUAACCCCGGCCGAGCCGGUUCGCGCCCAGCCCGGUUCAGGUGACCAGGCGGGAGCUUGGCACACCUGGCGCCGUCCCCUGACCCCGCCCCGCGCCGGGCCGCACCCCUGAACGCUCUCUGGGCGCCAGCGGCGGCGGUGCAGGGCCAUGGCGGCGGCGCCAGCGGUGUGCGCCUCUCAGGGGACCCCGCCGGGUGCACCGUCCGCGCCGGCGGCCGCGCCAGCACCCGCGGCCGGCCUGGGCCGCUGCCGCAUGGCGCUGCUGCUGGCCGUGGCGCUGGACGUGGCGGGCAUGGCGGCGCUGCUGACUGGCGUGUUCGCGCAGCUGCAGGUGCGCGGCCGCGACUUCGGGGACCUGCUCAUCUACUCGGGCGCGCUGCUAGUGUUCCUGAGCCUGCUGGGCUGGAUCCUCUGGUACACCGGCAACAUCGAGAUCUCGCGCCAGGAGCUGGAGCGCGACUACGGCCUGCGGCCCUCGGCGCUCGCCCGCCUGGCGCGCAAGCUCUCCCGCCGCUGGUCGGCGCCCGCCGCCGCGGGCCAGCGCCCCACGCCCGGCUCCCGGAGAGCGCGCCGAGCCGCCCGCGCGCCCCCGCCGCCCGCCGCCGGCUCCCGCCGCGUGCGCCUGCAGCUCGCCACGCUCGAGGCCGGGCCCGGGGCGGCGGGCGCGGGCAGCGAGUGAGGCCCAGAAGUAGCCCAGUGUGUCCCCCCCUGGCCUGGGCAGACCCAGGACUUGCCAGUAACUCCCAGCCCUGUCACUCUGCACCCGCCCCAUCUACCUGUACCUCCUGCAGCCACACUGCGGGGAUGGAGUGUGAGCCCACAAUCCAGGGCUGGGGACCCAGACGAGACAGGAAGCUGGCAGUGGCUGGGACCCCGGAUUUGUCCCAGACCCAUGACCUUCCCCACACAUGCUCCCCAAAGUGCAGAAG
Molecule: messenger RNA, 1500 nt
Organism: Symphalangus syndactylus (siamang)
Lineage: Eukaryota; Metazoa; Chordata; Mammalia; Primates; Hylobatidae
Gene: TMEM238
Product: transmembrane protein 238
Source: RefSeq, a predicted model, not a curated record